Molecule: messenger RNA, 3558 nt
Organism: Pocillopora damicornis (cauliflower coral)
Lineage: Eukaryota; Metazoa; Cnidaria; Anthozoa; Scleractinia; Pocilloporidae
Product: exocyst complex component 6B
Biological process (GO): intracellular protein transport; exocytosis; Golgi to plasma membrane transport
Cellular component (GO): exocyst; membrane
Source: RefSeq, a predicted model, not a curated record
UCAAGAUGGCGGAUGGCUCGGUCUGUGUUUUCCUGCAGCCAUAUAUAACGUGACCUUGAAGGAGCAGGUCUAUUUUAUUGCGAUGGGGACAGAGCCAACGGUAUCUAGCUCUCAUGUUGAGCACCUCUUAGCGGAAAUUGAAUCGAGUGACGGACUUCUUGGACCGACCUUAAGAGCCGUCUACGAUGGAGAAGAACACACUGAGUUUAUGGAUAAACUGGAGGAUCGCAUACGAGUUCACGAUAAGGACAUCGAGCGGAUGUGUAACUAUCACUACCAAGGUUUCAUCGAAUCUGUUAACGAAUUGCUCAAAGUUCGCGGAGAAGCACGGAAACUCAAGAUCAAGAUAAAGGAAGUGAAUGAAUCCAUGCAAGAAUCAGGACGUGAGCUCUUUAGCAAGUGUGAAAACCUGAUAUACUGUCGCACAACCCAGAGAAAUAUUGUAUCUGCAAUCGAGAUUCUUAGCCUCUGUUUACCAGUGCUUGAGAUGUACGCUAAACUUAAAGAUCAGAUGCAUAAUAGAAGGUAUUACCCAGCAUUAAAAACAUUGGAGCAGCUUGAACACACCUAUCUUCCAAGGAUAAAAAGAUUUAGAUUUGCAGAGAUCAUGCAAGAAAGUAUACCUGUUGUUAGAAAACACAUCAAAGAAGCUUCAAUGGGUGACCUGAGGGAUUUUCUGGAGAAAAUUAGGAAGGUUUCUGUCCGGUUGGGCUCAAUAGCAAUGAAACAGGCAAUACAAAAGAAUAACUUAACACUUAUGCCAGGAGUUGGUUUGAAGAAGAAAGGAGAAGACGAAGAAUUAGACAAAUCUGCUCAAGAUUUGGUGGACUUUUCCCCAGUGUACAAGUGCUUGUACAUUUUCACUGUUGUAGGAGAAAGAGAGACAUUUGAUAAUUACUACAGGAAACAAAGAAGAAAACAAGCUCGUCUUGCUCUGGAACUAAGCUCUGGAAGUAGAGAUGGAAACCUGGAAGUGUAUAGAUCUUAUUUUCAUCAAAUUGUAGGGUUCUUUGUGGUUGAGGAUAUAAUUCUACACACAACCAAGGGCCUUGUAACAAGGUCAACGGUUGAUGAUCUUUGGGAAAUGGCAGCAAACAAGAUUGCACCUGUGCUCAUCACAUGUACACAAUCGGCCUACUGUGAAGAACCAUCUCUGCUUUUAAAAGUGAAAGAACUCAUUGUGUGGUUCUGUCACACCCUGUCAGGUUUUGGAUUUAAUGUAAAUAAAAUUUUUGAUGUUCUUCUAGAAAUGAGACUUCAGUACAAUGAAAUUUUAUCAAAGGAUUGGGAAGCUAUUUUCAAGAAAAUUUUUGAUGAAGAUAACUAUACACCAAUGCUUUGCCAAGAUGAGACUGAGUACAAUGACAUCCUGAAGGAAUUUCCUUUUGAUGAGACAGAGGUUCUACAGCAUCCUUUCCCAAGGCAGCUUCCAUUUUCUGAGGGUGUUGUUAAAAUCUAUCAAGAGGUCAAACACUACAUAAGAUCAUGUUUAAAAUUCAAUGAAAACCUCAACGUCAGUCAAACUGAGAUUGGAGAUUCGGUGCGAAAGUCAACAAAUUUACUACUAACAAGGACACUCAAUGGUUGCAUAACAUCUAUUAUUAGAAGGCCAACAAUGUCAAUUCCACAGCUUGUUCAAAUGUCCAUUAACACAAUUCAUUUAGAAGAGGCCUGCAAUCAUCUUGAAGAGUAUGUGACUGCAGUGACUGGAACCUCCAGUGAAAGAAUUAAUGUUUCACGAGUUUAUGGGUUGUCAUCGUUCAAAGAUAUGAGAGCUGAGGCAGAACAACAAGUUUACGAAAGACUUAAUAUGAAAAUAGAGGACUUUGUAGAGUUAGCAAAUUACAAUUGGGUUCCUGUGAACUCCAGAUUACAUGCCAGUAGCUAUCUUGUGGAUCUAUUGGACUAUCUUCACACCACUUUUCUAAACUUCACAACACUACCGGGGAAUGUGGCCCAGACGGCCUGCAUGUCUUCAUGUAAAUAUCUCGCCACGAAGCUCAGAGAGAUGUUACUAGAUGAAGAGGUUAAGCAGAUGAACUCGCACGGCUUGGACGGGUUUAACCAAGAUCUUAGAAAGUGUGAAGAGUUUGUCAACUCCAAUCCAGUAGAGGGGAUAAGUGACGGCACACUACAAAUGACAUUUCUGGAAUUAAGACAGUUGGUAGAUUUGUUGUUGAAUGCGGACUGGUCCACCUACUUCGCUGAACAUGGUUACACAACUAGUAAAUACAGUCGAGUUAGCCCCCAAGAUGUAGCAAGAAUCCUUGAGAAGAUGACGGACACAGGAAAGAAGCGAAUUUUAACUUUAAAGAAAGUCGACCGAGACCGCAAAAAACUCAACGAAACGAUCUUGAAACGGCUGAAGACUUUGGAUGCGGAUACUUCGGGAGCUUCUGUAAUGUCUUGAAUUCUUCUACCAACUGUGGAGGUCUCAAGAUCUUCAGCACAACAAGAUUAACCCACUAGGGAGCUAACCAUGAUUUGCAGAUUUACCAGUAAUAUGAGAUCAUUCUAUGUCAGGAGGUAGGACACUGAAGGAACAAGGCUUUCUCUUCUGGUACCUUGAUGGCUUAAGUAACCAUGCCUUGGCAUGGAAAGACAUCGUGAAAGUUGAGUAAAGGGGACAAGCAUGACCGUAAAUAACUACAAUCGUAUUACUCUCUGCUUUAGAUAUAAAACGACCUAAUAAGUAAUGAAGCGCAUAACUUGAAAGUCAGACUAAUAAAGAUCACUAUUGUACCAUCCGCAUUACGCCUGGUAAAUUUGAAAAAAACCUUUUUCAAAAAGACCUGGAAAUCAGAGAAAGUUUUUCCGCUCACACUGCAGUGAUCAGUGGUAGAAAAGCUUGACUGCAACCUUGGGCAUUCGUGCAAGAAAGGUCGUCAGAAUGUGUGCAACUGCGCACCUACUCCCCCUUGUUAUUAGCUGACUGUUGCUAGGUUAGGGGAGGGGUAGGUGCACGGUUGCUCAGAUAUUUACAUCGAUCCGAUAGGUCUAACCAUACUGCAAAAAAAAUAAUAAUAAUAAAUAAAUUGAAAGUGCAGUAAAAAAAUCCACACUAGGACUUAAAGAACGUAUUAUCAAAUUUAUCUAAGAAAAGAGCGUUUUCAAAAGGCGCCAUUUUUAGUUUACUCCAGGUUCAGCUUCAUCUGGAUCAGUGUGUUCGCUGGAGGUAGCCGUAGACGUAGAGUUGUGUUUUUGAAUUUACUCAGCGUACUGCGGAGAGGCCUUUAGAUGUGCUCAGCAGCUGUUAAUCAUUAGAGUUCAACGGUCUACGUCGUUGAAUCGAAAUGUGUAAUUUGAAAUCUUCUAUAGCGAUUUUCUAAGUUUAUGAAGUAGUCAGGAAUACUUAAGAUCUCAAUUGCAGUUCGCCUUACCGCCUAGCAGCGAAUACUUAUUAUGUUAGUUAGGAGAAUUUGGUAUUGGAUCAACCAAAAAAAUUCCCUUAAUGAUCAUUUUCUUUAAUGUCAUCACGUCUGCUCUAUGUUGUACUGUUAUUUUAAGAAGAAAUUAUGUCUUGGUCACUCACAGAAGUAUAAGAGUUAAUAAUAACGA